Molecule: messenger RNA, 1764 nt
Organism: Urocitellus parryii (Arctic ground squirrel)
Lineage: Eukaryota; Metazoa; Chordata; Mammalia; Rodentia; Sciuridae
Gene: C6H14orf39
Product: chromosome 6 C14orf39 homolog
Biological process (GO): spermatogenesis; homologous chromosome pairing at meiosis; oogenesis
Cellular component (GO): central element
Source: RefSeq, a predicted model, not a curated record
AUGAAUGACAGCCUCUUUGUCAGUCUGGACAGACUUUUGUUAGAAUUUGUUUUCCAGUAUGAGCAAGAUAUAAGUACUAAAGAAGACAUGAUUCAAAGAAUUAAUAAAUGCUUUGAAGACAUAAAAGAAAACAAAUCAACUAUUUGUAAGAUACAUGAAACUAUAAAUACAACAGAUGAGGAAAUUGCUCAUUAUUGUAAACAUAGUAAUGAAAUCAAAGACAACUGUAGUAACUGGAAGCCAACAUGUGAUGUUUUUCAUAAACAUGAAGAUUAUAUGCAGGACCAAUUUACUAUUUAUCAAGAAACCAUUGAAAAAGACAAAAAAAUGUAUCAUGAUUAUGUAUGUCAGUAUAAAGAAGUUUUGAAGCAAUACCAACUAAAAUAUUCAGAAACACCCUUUUCACGUGAAUAUUAUGAGAAGAAAAGAGAACAUGAAGAAAUUCAAAAGAGAGUGUUGGCAUGUUCUGAACAACUAAAAAUGAAUGAAACUAUUCUUAUGGAAUUUCUAGUGCCUGCACCCUUUCCAUCACUUACCAAGUGGACAUUACACAUAGUUAAUCUGAGAUGUAAAACACAAGAUAUCCUCAAACAUGCCAACAGUUUUACCAAAAGUUCAUCUGAAUUGAAGAAAGAAGCAGAUGAAGCAGAAAUGGAAAUUAAUUCAUUAAACAAGCUGAUUGCAAGACUUUAUGAAACCAAGAAUCUUUCAGAAACUCUUGAAGAAAAGAAAAAAUGUACAGAAAAGAGAAAGGAAUUGAAAGAAAGAAUUUUUGAAAAAGAUGAGCAUAUGCUUGUAUUGAAUAAAAUACCUCAAAGCACUCAAUUAUUUCUUCCUUAUGAACCUCAUAAAUUAGUAAGACCAAAAAAGAUGCAUUCUUCAGAACCAAGAGUUACAGAUAACAAAGAAGAAAUUUCUGUGCAGCAGUCAAAGCUUGCCAAUAUUGACUUCAGACAAAAGGAAAAAGACCCACAUGUAUUUAAUGAUUCUGGUGCGAAUAACAAUUCAAAAUGUUCACAUGUUACUGCUAUUAAAAGUUCACAAAAUUUUAUGCAGUUCAGAUUGUUAACUCCUCAGAAACGAUCAAACAACAAUCAGUGGUUUGAGAAAAGACAAACAGAUGCUGAGUGUGGAGAAAAAGGGACAGUGAGACAAUUAAGAGAAUCAAAAUGCACUUCACAACCUAUACAUACAGAAAAUUUUGGAAAGUCAAUAGAAGAUAAUAGUGAUGAAGUAGAAGAAAGGCCUGAGAAUUUUCCACCAACUCCUGAAAUUCCUAUAUUUUUAAAAACUCCUGAAGCUAUGAAGUCACAUGAAUCUUUGGAAAAAAUACAGUUUCCUAAAGCUCCCUCAUUUGAAAUUAAUCGUAACAGAAAUGCAGUACCUGAAGGUCAAACACAAAAAGAGUCCUCUGGAUUUUCAUUUCUUACAAGUUAUACUUCUAGAUCACCUAGAUUGAAUUUAUUUGAUUCUUCUGUAUUUGAUUCAGAAAUUUCAUCAGAUCAGCUUAAUGAACAUUAUUCUGAAGCAAAUCUAAAUCCUCCCUCAUCACAACAAGGAAUUGGAAAUUUAUUUGGGAAACCAGAAGGAGAAGACACCUUUACAUUUUCUUUUUCAUCAGACACUUCAGCUCAUACAUUUGGUACUGGAAAAGAUGAUUUUAGUUUUCCCUUUUCUUUUGAACAGGAUCAAACAAUACCUUCUUCUUCAUUAAAAGGUUUUUCAUCUUCCUCACAAAAUACGGCACAAUUUACUUUUUUUUGA